Molecule: messenger RNA, 1968 nt
Organism: Closterium sp. NIES-65
Lineage: Eukaryota; Viridiplantae; Streptophyta; Zygnematophyceae; Desmidiales; Closteriaceae
Source: the annotation of a GenBank genome assembly
AUGACCUAUUACCGCGCGCGCGGACACCCCCUCGAUUCCCUCGUCGACCUCUCGCACCUCUCCUCCCUGCCCUCGCCCGCACACCCCUUCGCGCCCACCCGCAACGCACAUGCGCUCGCGCAGCGGUUCUCCGCGCCCACCUCCCCUUCCGGCUCCUCCGUUCACUCCGCCUUCGGCCCCUCCUCCGCUUCUGUCGUUCUCCCCCCUUCCUCCGCCUCCGCAAUCCUUCCGCCCCCUGCCCGCGGAGGCUCCGCCAACUACCGCUUCGCGCUGACCAAGCCUGGCGCAGGGGAACCAGGCGGAGGGGGAACAGGCGCGGGCGGGGUAGGGGAAUGGGUGGCGGAAGUGCACGCGCAGCAGAGAGGGAAUGAUGGGACGGGGGAAGGGGCUGGGCGAGGGGAAGGGCAGGGAAGCUCCGCGGAACGGGGGGAAUCGACGCGAGGGGGUGAGAAGGUGUGGAGGUCCCGCGUGGACAUAGGCGGGUCAGUGGAGGGUGGCGCGCUCCACUCAUCACCCACCCCAUUCCCCCUCUCCCCACGCUCCGUCCCGCUCUCCUCCCCUUCCCGCCCGCACCCUGCCCUGCCCCUCUCCCCCUCCCCCACAUACGACCUCCCUAUCGCGCAUUACAGCUCCUCCCCCUCCGCCAGUGCUUCCCCCUUCCCCCCUGCGCGCAGCCCCUUCUCUCCCCCGUCCGCAGAGCUCCUGGCAGGCGCAGCGGCGAGAGGGGCGGGCAGGGCGGGCAGGGAGGGGGGCAUGGCGCGGGGAGGGGCGGAGCAGCUGUGGCGGGAGCGGGUCCUGGCAGCAGCAGGGGCGGCAGGGGGGGCUGCGCCCUCCGCUGCCCCCCCACCAGCAGCACUGGCGGUGGGGGGAGCAGCAGGGGCGGGGGAGUUGGUGGUGGGGGGACAGAGGGUGGACGCGGGGGGGCUUCUGGGGGGAGUGAUGGCGCAGAGGCGCGCAGUGGGAGGAGGGGGGAGAGGGGGGGCAGGGGGUGUAGGUGGAAUUGGGGCAUGGUAUGGGGUGGGCGGGGCAGGGGGGAUGGGGGGGGAACAGUAUGGGGAUGGGUACGGGGAGGCGCAUAAGAGGAGGCGGAGGGGGGUGGUGGGGUUGGCGGUGGGAGCAGCAGAGCAGGUGUGGCGGUGGUGGCAGGAGGCAGAAUGGGUGAGAGACUGGGCGGGACUUGGCAGGGACGGUAGGGAUGGCAGGGAAGAGAGGGAUGGGAGAGAGGGCAGAGAUGGGAGAGAGGGCAGGGAUGGGAGAGAGGGCAGGGAUGGGAGAGAGGGCAGGGAUGGGAGGGAGGGGAGGGGAGUACGGAGAAGGCAGGUGGCGAUGGUGGGGUUGGGAGCAGCAGCGGGGCAGGGCGACCUGCUGCUGCACGCGCAGGAGGACCUGGCCCACCUGGAGGGUGCGGAGGGGGCGUCGUUCCCCCAUGCCCCUCACUCCUCGUCCCUCCCACCCCCCACGCAGCAGGAGGCAGGAGACCCGUCGCCCCGGGCGGCAUCAGCAGCAGCAGCGGCAGUGCACAGCGACCUGCUGCUGCACGCCCAGGAGGACUUGGCUCGCCUGGAGGGCGCGGAGGAGGGGCAGUCGUGCUGGGCGCUGCACGAGCGCCCGCUGCUCCUUCCCCCCUCGCCCCACUCGCCCUCCCCCGCGCUGCUCUCUUCUCUCCGCGCCUACGAGCGCAUGCACGAGGAGUGUGUGGCGGGUGUGCAGAGCUGGGAGGCACACGCAGAGAAACUGGAGGCGCCACGAAGCACAUGCAGGUGGGGGGGCGUGCAGGUGGGGGCGUGCAGGUGGGGGCGUGCAGGUGGGGGCGUGCAGGUGGGGGCGUGCAGCUACCUGGUGUGGUACGAGCCACAGACACGCCCCAGUGUGGCACAGCGCCUGCUGUCGCUGCUCUCCGCCUUCCUCUAUGCGCUGCUCACCCACCGCGCACUGCUCGUUGACACACAGGGCGACCUGCCCAGGUGA